AUGUCGACCGAUAUUUCACCUUACUCGCAAACUCACGUGGAGCCCGUUAAUGGCUAUCCGUUGGACAACAAGAGCUGCGACGAUUCCUCUGCUUCGGCCAAAUACGACGAUCUUGUCCGUAGCCCUGCCCUCUUCUGGGAAAAGCUCAGGGCUUUGCCCGGAUUUUCCAGCAAAACUUUGAAGGUUCCUACAGUGGGAGGAAACACUCUGGAUCUGCAUCGGCUUUUCAUUGAGGUUACGUCUAGAGGUGGAAUUGAAAAGGUGAUUAAGGAUCGGAAAUGGAAAGAAGUGAUCGGUGCAUUCAAUUUUCCGACAACGAUAACAAGUGCAUCAUUUGUCUUGAGGAAGUACUAUCUCAAGUUUCUUUAUCAGCUGGAACAUGUGUAUUACCUUCAGAAACCAGUUUCUUCAUUCCAAUCAACAGAUGAAGCAAUGAAGAGCCUUGUUAGCGCAUCGCCAAAUCCCGAGGAAGGCAAUGAUGAACCGCAAAUUGGGUGUUCGGUUCACGGAUUCAUUGACGGGAAGUUCGAUAGUGGAUAUCUUGUGACGAUGAAAAUAGGUACUGAAGAGAUGAAAGGAGUGCUUUACCACAUUCCUCAAACACCAACUCAGCCCCAACAAACAAUGGAAACACCUUCAGCCACAGGACCAUCGUCACAACGCCGGCAUAAGAAGAGAUCAAAAUUGGCAGUAGUUGAUUCCCAGAAACCCAAGUGCCACAGGAGUGGCUACAACUUCUUCUUCGCGGAGCAGUACGCUAGGCUUAAACCUGAGUACCAUGGACAAGAGCGAUCUAUCACCAAGAAAAUAGGACACAUGUGGAGUAAUCUCACCGAAUCCGAGAAACAGGUUUAUCAAGACAAAGGAGUGAAGGAUGUGGAAAGAUACAGAACUGAGAUGUUGGAAUAUAGAUCUUCACAUGAGGCAGGAGCUACUGCUUCUGCAGCAGCCACAGCGGCUCAGUAG
Molecule: messenger RNA, 966 nt
Organism: Thlaspi arvense
Lineage: Eukaryota; Viridiplantae; Streptophyta; Magnoliopsida; Brassicales; Brassicaceae
Source: the annotation of a GenBank genome assembly